Molecule: messenger RNA, 802 nt
Organism: Rana temporaria (common frog)
Lineage: Eukaryota; Metazoa; Chordata; Amphibia; Anura; Ranidae
Exons: 9
Coding region: 142-759 (205 amino acids)
Source: RefSeq, a predicted model, not a curated record
CAUAAAAGAUAGCAAAGUCCACAGGGAAGUGUAUGAAAGUUUUCCGGGUUCUGUAAACCAACGGAGGCUGGUAUAUCUACAGGUAGUAUACACAAACCGAGGCUGUGCCAAGUGGGACGCUGACAAGGAUAAGGCAACUGGAUGAAGGAGGGUGGGCUGUGCCAAGUGAUGGAAGAGGAACCACAAGAGCCCGAAAUCUCUGGCAUCUUGGAGAAGAGGCGGCAAAAUUUGAAAUUCCAUUGGCGGACAUACCAGUUCAUUCUGAAGGGGGCGAACCUCUCAUAUUUCAAAAGGCGUGGGAGUGAUGACAAAGAGGGGGAGCUAUGGGGUACCAUAAAUUUACACGAUGUGACAUCACUUGUUUGUGUGGAUAUCAUGGGUUCCCGAUACCCCAUUGAGGUGACACUGAGGAACGGGAAAGUAAUCUUAUUGGCUGCAGACAGUAACACAGAGCGGGGGAAGUGGAUGAAGGUAUUACAGCAGAAAAUGGCAUCGAUCAGGAAAAGGCGGACAUCAGACACCCCUGUGGUGCGGGAGAAAGUAGUGGAUGCCAAUCGGGGGAUCUGUGAUUGGAUGAGGAAGUCUGACCCUGCCGGCGAGACCCGGGGACUGGACUGCAGCGAAGGUGCAGAUGAGCUUGGGGACCUGGACUCUUUUAUUGACCACACCUUCAGCGGAAUCUCAUUUAACAGGGCAUCUCAGAUAAAGAAGGUGGAAUCACAAAGAAGUCAGGACAAAGAAGGUGGGAAUAAUACAUGAGAAAUAAGCAGCACAUUUCAGAGACAGAAGAGUACCAGAUGGU